AAAAGAAAAAUCCAUCCCCUCCCAACACACAGCUCCUCUGUCUCUGUAGGAGGGAAGGUCUCGCACUCCCGACACGAGUCAACGACCCCUCUCUCUCAGUCUAGUCAGGCCAGCCCGGCGGCGAUCGCGGAGGGGCGUGACUCCGGCGAUGGUGAGGGGCGGGAGCAUGCGGCGGCCCUCGCUGGCGCUGGCGGCGGUCUCGGAGCCCGCGGCGCCGGAGUUCACCUUGUCGGCGGACGACUACAGGCUCAUGGAGGAGGUGGGCUUCGGCGCCAACGCCGUCGUCUACCGCGCCAUCUUCCUCCCCGCCAACCGCACCAUCGCCGUCAAGUGCCUCGAUCUCGACCGCAUCAACAGUAACCUCGAUGAUGUUCGCAAGGAGGCUCAGAUUAUGAAAUUGAUAGAUCAUCCUAAUGUCAUCAAGGCUUAUUGCUCAUUUGUUGUCGAUCACAACCUUUGGGUCAUAAUGCCCUUCAUGGCCGAGGGUUCAUGUUUACACCUAAUGAAGGUCGCACAUCCUGAUGGCCUGGAGGAGCCUGUUAUCUGCUCUAUUCUUAAAGAAACACUCAAGGCUCUGGCUUACCUCCAUGGCCAAGGACAUAUCCACCGUGAUGUUAAGGCGGGCAAUAUCCUUGUUGAUAGCCCUGGUGUAGUGAAGCUUGGGGACUUUGGUGUAUCUGCUUGCUUGUUUGAUAGAGGCGAUAGGCAAAGAUCCAGGAAUACAUUUGUGGGAACACCGUGCUGGAUGGCUCCAGAAGUUCUCCAGCCUGGAACCGGUUAUAAUUUCAAAGCUGAUAUUUGGUCAUUUGGAAUAACUGCACUGGAGCUUGCACAUGGCCACGCUCCCUUCUCUAAGUACCCUCCCAUGAAGGUUCUUCUCAUGACCCUUCAAAAUGCACCACCAGGUCUUGACUAUGACCGCGAUAGAAAAUUCUCAAAGUCUUUCAAGGAAAUGGUUGCAAUGUGCUUGGUAAAAGAUCAAACUAAGCGGCCAACAGCUGAGAAGUUACUAAAGCAUUCGUUUUUCAAGAACACAAAGGCCCCACAGCUGACAGUUAAGAGCAUCUUAACCGAUUUGCCCCCUCUGUGGGAUCGUGUGAAGGCACUCCAGCAAAAAGAUGCAGCACACCUGGCUUCAUCAGAACAGGAAGCACUUUCCAUGAGUGAGUAUCAACGAGGUGUCAGUGCAUGGCACUUUGAUAUUGAGGAUCUCAAGGCUCAAGCAUUACUGAUUAAUGAUGACGAUCCAACUGAAUUGAAGGAAGAUGAUGACAGUGCCCGAAUAAACGAAGUUGAUAAGGGCACAUCUUUUGAGAGUCAUUUUGGACAAUCAAUGCUUCUGAAUGGAAAUAACCACAGGUUGAAUCAUGAACGAACUUGUACCACUGCAGUAAAUCCAGGUGGAAAUGGCCCUGAAACAAGUGAUGAAUUCGCUUCUGACCUUGGCAAUGCUGAUAGUCCAAGGAUGGUUGAUGGACACAUAAAGCAAGGAACAGAAAAUGAUUCAUUGUCCUCUACAUCGAAGCAAGGUUCUGAGGGUGGAAACCGCAGGAGUGAAGUUAGACAAAGACAAAGGACAUUCUCUGGUCCGGUUAUGUAUUCUGGUACCCGCAGUAGUUCACUCAUUGAAAGAGGUUAUAUUAUUGAUAAGGAUGCAGGAGCUCGAUCACCUAAUAAACAAAAGAGUGACACGGGAAGAAUCGAUGAUCUUAGUGGUCCGCUUUCACUUUCAACUCGUGCUUCUGCAAAUAGUCUGUCUGCCCCUAUUCGGUCUUCUGGAGGAUAUGUGGGCUCCUUGGGAGACAAGCCUAGGGUGGAAAUAAAAGGCCGAUUUUCCGUAACAUCCGAAAAUGUGGAUCUGGCGAAGGUUCAGGAAAUUCCAGUGGUCAAAAUUUCACCUAAACCACAGGAGGUAAGAACUCAGGUCUCUACAAUGAAAAGAUCAGCCAGUGUUGGUGCUUGGCCAGUGAAGGCUAAGUCAAUGUCUAAUAGUCAUCAUCGGAAGGAAUUCCGUGACAGCUCAGUAUCUGCAUCAAUUCUGAUUCCCCAUCUUGAAAACCUUGUACAGCAGACGACAUUUCAGCAAGAUAUCAUCACGAACCUAAUGAGUAACUUGCAACAGAAUGAGAAACCGAAUGGGCCUCAGACUAGAGUUCAGACUAUGGUGGGUGAUACAGGGGUUGAAACGGGCAGUGCUGAGAGAGAACGGAAACUGCUUGCUAAAGUAUUCGAAUUACAGUCAAGGAUGAUUUCUUUGACCGACGAGUUGAUUGCAUCAAAGCUAAAGCAUGUUCAGCUGCAAGAAGAGCUAAAUACACACUACUGCCAAGAAGAAACAGGCGACACAGGAGAGGAUGACAGCGGAGAGGCAUGAGAGGGCAAUGCACCUUUGAGUGGUAUAAGGAGUAUUCUCAAUAAUUAAUAUAAUCUACGUGCCCUGGCUUGUGCAUCGAGGCUUUGAGUUGCCGCCUGCUUCCUGAACAAGGCGUUUUUUUGGUGGAGUGUUGGUGAGAGGAAGCAAUAUAAUGGUCUUGGAAACCCUAGAUGAUUGGGAAGCAGAGUGUGAGAGAGCUCUUGGAGGCAUAGCAGGAGAAUAUAAUCUACAUGCUGGUUGGUUGAUGGUCUAGUUGGAGGGAGUCAGUGAUUUUAUCUUGUUGCUAUCUGUGUGUGUGUCUGUACAUAGUAUCUACUGUCUACCUAUUAAAAUACGUCUAGAUACAUUCAUUUCUGCGACAAGUAAUUCCGAACGGAGGGAGUAGUAGUUAGCAGCAUGUGUAGCUAGCUAGUAUGGGUAUGGUUUGGUUUUGUUGAACUGACUGAACUGGACUUGCGGUAUCCAUUCAUUUUGAUUUGGCCGCGCUGCUUAUCACUGGGACUGGGAUGGGAUGGCCAUUGAUGCAAUGCAGAAAAGUGGUACGAGAAUGAACUGGACUGUAUGUAUUUAUACUACAUAUCAUCAUCAUCCUAUUUAUAUAUCCUAAUAAGGAAGAGAAGGGAUUUGGAAUAAAGGACAAGUUGGUUGAUUUGGUAA
Molecule: messenger RNA, 3031 nt
Organism: Triticum aestivum (bread wheat)
Lineage: Eukaryota; Viridiplantae; Streptophyta; Magnoliopsida; Poales; Poaceae
Product: STE20/SPS1-related proline-alanine-rich protein kinase
Exons: 21
Coding region: 149-2374 (741 amino acids)
Biological process (GO): protein phosphorylation
Molecular function (GO): ATP binding; protein kinase activity; protein serine/threonine kinase activator activity
Source: RefSeq, a predicted model, not a curated record